Molecule: messenger RNA, 1993 nt
Organism: Manihot esculenta (cassava)
Lineage: Eukaryota; Viridiplantae; Streptophyta; Magnoliopsida; Malpighiales; Euphorbiaceae
Product: pentatricopeptide repeat-containing protein At5g10690
Molecular function (GO): protein binding
Source: RefSeq, a predicted model, not a curated record
UUCCUUUCCUUCGGGUCCCAACUACUGGAGUCUGGACCUGACCCAUCCAAUCUUCUCUUUUUCGUCCUAGCAUUAUCCGUUGCUCCUCACUUGCAUGGCGGAGGUCAUCCUUCAUCAUCCGCAAUGCAUCAAAUUGUACCUCUAUCGCCGUUGAAAUCUAAACCAUUACCCUCUCUCACUACCUUCUUCUUAUCUUCUCCUCCUUCUUCUUCUGCUCCACCACGGCGUCGUCUGCUCAAGAUUCCUCCUCGCAGACACUCCAAUCUCAAGCGACUUACUUCUCGCAUCGUUCAACUUACUCGUCGAAGACAACUCCAACAGAUUUUUGAAGAAAUUGAAGUUGCCAAAAGAAGCUAUGGCAAGCUUAACACGAUCAUUAUGAAUGCGGUGAUGGAGGCUUGUGUGCAUUGCUGUGAUAUUAAUUCAGCUCUUCGGGUCUUCGAUGAGAUGUCGAAGCCGGGUAGUUGUGGCGUUGAUGGAGUCACAUAUGGUACACUACUGAAGGGUUUGGGAGAGGCUCGAAGAAUCGAUGAAGCAUUUCAGAUACUUGAGUCCCUGGAACAAGGUUCUGCUCGGGGAAAUGCAAAAUUAUCGGCGCCACUCAUCAUCGGUCUAUUAAAUGCAAUAAUUGAAGCAGGAGAUUUACGCCGUGCUAAUGGUCUUCUUGCACGUUAUGGGUUUUUGCUUCGUGAAGGAGGCAAUCCUCCGGUCUUGAUAUACAACUUACUAAUGAAGGGAUAUAUAAAAGCUGGGUGUCCUCAAGCUGCCUUGGCUGUGCAAGAUGAGAUAUUACGUCUUGGAUUAACCCCUGAUAGGCUCACCUAUAAUACCCUAAUAUUAGCAUGUGUCAAGAAUGAAAAUGUCAAUGCUGCAAUGCAUUUCUUCAAGGAAAUGAAGGAAAAAGCACAAAAAUCAAAAAAUGACAAUCUUUAUCCAGAUGUUGUCACCUACACUACGAUACUUAAGGGUUUUGGGAAAUCAAAGGAUCUCCUUUCAGUUCAAACAAUUGUAUUGGAAAUGAAAUCACAUCAUGAUUUAUUUAUCGAUCGAACUGCAUUCACUGCUAUAGUUGAUGCACUGCUAAACUGUGGCUCAAUGAAAGGUGCUCUUUGCAUAUUUGGAGAAAUCAUAAAGCGAGCUGGUCUGAAUAGGGACUUGCGUCCAAAGCCUCACCUCUAUUUGUCCCUGAUGCGUACCUUUGCCAUUCAAGGAGAUUACCAUAUGGUUAAAAAUCUGCACAAGUGCUUAUGGCCAGAUUCAACUGGGACUAUUUCUCCAGCGAUUCAAGAGGAAGCUGAUCAUCUUCUCAUGGAGGCCACUUUGAAUGAUGGUCAGGUUGAUGCAGCUGUAGAAAAUCUUACGAGUAUUGUAAAAAAAUGGAAAGGCAUAUCAUGGACAAGUCGAGGAGGCAUGGUUGCUUUGCGCAUAGAAGCCUUAUUGGGAUUUGUGAAAUCCUUGUUCAGUCCUUACUCGCUCCCUCAGGUCUCCCUGAGUGAACCGAUUGAGAGUAUCAUGACACCACUAAAAGAAGCUCAACCACUACUUAGUACAUUGGAAUUGAAGAAAGUGGUUAUGCGCUUCUUUAGGGAUCAAGUUGUGCCAAUUGUGGAUGAAUGGGGCUGUUGCGUUGGAAUAUUGCAUCGUGAAGACUGCUUUGAGUUGAAUGCGCCGCUUAUGACAAUGAUGAGAAGCCCACCUCCUUGUGUUACUACCACAACAUCUAUUGGUAACGUGGCUGAUCUAAUUCUGGAAAAGAAAUACAGAAUGGUGAUUGUUAUCAAGUACAGCAACUUGUAUGGUACUACUUACGGCUCAAGUUCUAGGGCUGUUGGUGUUUUUACAGCUGAACAGUUGUUUAAACUGGCUGCACCUCUAUCAGAGGUGGUAGCUUUAGAACGAACAUAUUUUGCAGAGGAUAGUGUAGCAAUCAUAAUUACAUAUCCAUGAAUAUUAUAUUUUGUAUUGUGUUAAAGAGUAGGAUCAUCUUGAAGCA